This is a messenger RNA of Brassica rapa (field mustard), 1234 nucleotides long. Its product is annotated as LOB domain-containing protein 37. NCBI's taxonomy places the organism in Eukaryota, Viridiplantae, Streptophyta, Magnoliopsida, Brassicales, Brassicaceae. Gene Ontology annotation, biological process: regulation of gene expression. The record is from RefSeq and is a predicted model, not a curated record.
UUAUUAUUCAAUUUUUUUUAAAUCUCAACUUGGAUUUUAAUACUAAGUAUUUAUGUAUUUAUAUACGUGUGUCUUCUAUCUUCAGAGACAUGUAAAUCUCUCUUUCUUUCUGUGCAAAUAUCACUUUCUUGCUCCUAGAACAAAUCUUCUUCUUAUUCCUCUGAGCUUCUCCCAGACACCAGCAAACAAACCAGCAGGGACAGAGAAGCACAAACUUAACAAUCUCAAAACUCACCAGAUAAAUUAUAAAAAUAUAAUUGAAAAAAAUGAGCUGCAAUGGUUGCCGUGUGCUCCGAAAAGGUUGCAGCGAGAAUUGUAUCCUCCGGCCAUGUAUUCAAUGGAUAGAAACCGCCGAUGCUCAAGGCCACGCCACCGUCUUCGUGGCUAAAUUCUUCGGCCGUGCCGGUCUCAUGUCCUUUAUCUCCGCCGUACCCGAAUCUCAGCGUCCCGCUUUGUUUCAGUCUUUGCUCUACGAAGCUUGUGGGAGAACAGUGAAUCCAGUCAACGGAGCAAUCGGAAUGCUGUGGACGGGAAACUGGAAAGUCUGCCAAGCUGCUGUUGAGACGGUGCUUCGCGGCGGUUCUUUGAGACCUAUCCCUGAGCUUCUCACUCACGGCGGCGGGUUUCCAUCGGCUACAUCUGAAGAAGCAUCUGAGAUCUGCACGGAAAUGUUGAAGCUCCAGCAGAAUGAUGGUUCCAGCGAUCGUAACAUCUACCACCAUUCAAGAUUUUCAAGCUCUAGAUCAAGAUCUACGCUGGAUUCUUCUCCCAGGAAACGUAAGCUCGAAAUAUCACUAAACCCUAGUUUACCCAUGAAAGCAGUGCCUUCUUCCACACGGCAGCGAUCUAGAACACCGUCGAUGAACUCAGAGGAGUCAGUGACAACGACGACGACGUUUUGGGAUAACUUUGCAUCUGGUGCUCAACACGGAAACGGAGGAGGAGAAACAAGCAGGCUGCUUAACCUUUUUGUUUAAGGAAACGAUGUUUUCAAUUUUUUCUUUCUCUGGGUUACUUUAGGGUUCAGAAAUGUAUUUUUACACAUUUUCUCUCCCUUUUUCGUGGAUAACAAGUAUUUGGACCGAUAAAGAGAUUUUGUUCUCUCGGUUAAGCUUGUUAACAAAUGCUGAAACUUUGUUGAGUUAUAUUAUCUCUAUUUUGUUAUGACUAACACGAUAACAAAAUAGUAAUCACUGUUUGAGACAAUCUCGUAAUAAUGAACUACUUUACACUA